AUGUUGAUUCCUCCGUAUUGCGAUGAGGCUGAGAAUGGCUAUUGGUACCCAAUCUCGCAGCCAUGGCACCUACAACACGACAACCAUUUUUCCUCUAGCUGGAUAUAUAAACAGCUUUUUGAUCCCUCUAAGAAGGAGAUAUUCUGUGAUCGUAUGCUCCACAUCAAAACACACCCUGAUGCUGCUCCUAUUCGUACUGACAGCCUUCACUGGAGGCCACAGCCUAUACCAGGCAUGGUUAAACUCCUCUUAGGCAUUCCGUUUGUCUAUGACAUUGAUGGUAAUCCUGACCAGAGGGUGACUAUGGCUGCAGGUCAUACGCUGGAAUCUAUCAAAGAGAUGUACUCUGAGAUUUAUCCAGAGGUUAACGCUUUGGCUCAGAAGCUGGGACAGCUUACCUAUGGUGGAAACAUCAAUAAUGUCACGUUUGGACCCAUCUUUCAACUUGAUCUAAAGGAAAACCUGCGAUCUGCCAAUAGAGGACCACGGAAGACAACCGAUGGCUCCUUUACCCUUGCUGUCACUAGUGAGCAGGGAAACGGAAUUGGCAUCACAAAGCCAGGGAUUCAAUGUUCUACAUUUGAAGGACGUCGUCAGAUACAGGCUGUUCUCCGUGUGCUCCAUCGUCUCUAUCACCUGCUGAUGCCAUGCUCGGUAUCUAAAUUAGAAUGGGAGAUUAUGGAGGCACAUUAUGAGCUUAUGAAUGUCAUCUCAUUUGGAGGUCUUGACCCUAAUGGGACUGGAUGUCAGCUAAAUUCAUCAUCGGGAGAAAUUGAUCUUCACCUUUUAAUUGGCACAAUUCAAGGUUCAUGGCAUACUGAUAUUGGUGAUGAUUGGACAAAAUGGACGUUCUUGGUGAUUGUAUUCAAUCUCCCACCAGGAUCCGAUCCAGGACCAUUUUUCCUUGGUCGUCUGGGCAUCUAUAUCCGUGAGAACACCUGGAUCGUGUUUUUGAUCUUUCGGGGCAAUGAUAUUCAUUGUGGCGCACAUCCUCAUGAAGGACCACUUUCUGACGAGUUGAUUGGAGGAGUGACGAAGUGUUGGACCUAUACCAGUCGCACAAAUAGGUGUGCGUAUGUCAACUAUCCCAACAAUGUUGCCACUCAGUGGACCGGAACUAUGGCAAUGAACCAUCCCACUGGCUGGGGAAACUCUUCCGUUCAUGACAAGCAGGAGAUGAACCGGAAAACAUUUUCGGAUGAAGAUUCUAUUAUGCUUGGCAAUAUGUCUGAAACAAAGAAUCGCCUAGCUCGAGAGGCCAUUAUGGAUUUUCAUGACAAGCUUGCGCAAGUAGGUAUUAAUCUUGACACAACCAAGGUGCUCCAAAUGAUGACAUUUACCAAUGAUGAUGGGCAAACAGAGCAUUGGUGGAGCUGGUAUGAAUGGUAUCGAAAUCUCUGUAGCAAGACAUUUAUCCACAUCACCAAAAAUCAACUUCACCAGACACAGAGGCAGCUAGAUUUUCGCAAAUCCUCUCGCCUUCCAGCUUUUGUAGCAGUGGAGCGCCAUGCUGUUAUGCAGAGAUCAGAUGAUAUAUCAGAUUUACAUACACGCUAUUGGAGGGUUCAAGCUGUAGUUGACCGAAGUUUUGAAGAUGGCAAGGUUGUUUGGUUUGUUGAAAUCAGUGGUAGCGAUGAGAUUCAGAAAAUCUCAAAUACCACCGCAUGUCUGAAGACACCCAAUAAUAGAGUCUUAUUCCAGCAGUUCAUUGCAAAUGAUAUUCUUAUCAACAAAACGCCUACGUCACUCGAGGCUCAUAUACCUCCUCAACUGGAAAUAGACGCUACAGUGACACUAUUAUUCUUUCACAAUAAUGAUGAUUGUGAUUCUGAACAAGUUCCAGUACAACAGCAUGCGACGUCUGCAGGUGAAAACUUUCAGAACGAUAUAUGGGAGAUUGAAAACAUUUUGGAUAUGGAUUUCACAAUGGAUACUUUACAGUAUCUCAUCAAAUGGCGAGGAGACAUUCCUAAUAGCUGGGUGACACACAGAGAUAUAGAAGAGUAUGCGCCAUCUGCUCUUGCAGAAUAUCGUUCCCAAAUUGGUGAGACAAAUUAUUUGGCUACUCUCUUCGACCUUGAUGACGAUAUUAUUGGUUCCUCAUCAGAGCAUCCUCCCAAGCGUUAUCGUGUCGAUAAGACCAUUCAACUUCAGGAUACAACAGCUUGGGCAUCACUUCUUCAUCUAGAUGCUUGUGUAGCUGAGCUUCAUGCCCUUGUUGAGAAACAUGAGAGCCUCGGUGCAAACAAAUAUCGCUUUCAUACUCCAGCCUUCUCUGCUCUAGUUGAGCAGCUCAUUGAAUGGAACAAUGCCCAGAAUCAAUACUCCUCAUACAUGUCAUUUGCUGGAAAUACUAGCAACUGGUCAAAUAUCAGUGCUCUGAUGAUCCUUCAGCAUGUUAUGAACACUGCUGAAAUCCUCUCAUCACUUAAUAUAGAGGAGUAUAAGAUUGACCUCUUUCAACGCGCUCUCUCAUCUGAACUUUCCCGAUCAUAUAUCAUUCUAUAUGACUGGUUUAUCCAUAUGGGCCCAGCCUUAGCCUGGGCACUGGUUCGCUAUAAUGAUAUGAUGAGCACAGAGCAGAUGAAGAGCACAUAUCCUAUUCUGGGUCCCCUUGUCAAGCAUGUCACCAACUACGUUAGAGCAGACAUCCAGAAACUUUGUGCAAGUGGGUCAUCAUGGCAGGGUGAUGCUUUGGGUGAUGUUGCUCUCAUCAAAGAUGAUCUUUUUGGUCUCUGCAAAGGAAAAGGAGAGACCGUCACACUUCCUGACAUUCAUUGGGGGUACCAUAACCCAUGA
Messenger RNA from Desarmillaria tabescens, 2799 nucleotides. RefSeq lists its product as uncharacterized. The record is from RefSeq and is a predicted model, not a curated record. Bases 1 to 2799 code for a protein of 932 amino acids. NCBI's taxonomy places the organism in Eukaryota, Fungi, Basidiomycota, Agaricomycetes, Agaricales, Physalacriaceae. The transcript is spliced from 8 exons.